Messenger RNA from Ananas comosus (pineapple), 912 nucleotides. RefSeq names its product protein CURVATURE THYLAKOID 1D, chloroplastic-like. The record is from RefSeq and is a predicted model, not a curated record. The transcript has 5 exons. NCBI's taxonomy places the organism in Eukaryota, Viridiplantae, Streptophyta, Magnoliopsida, Poales, Bromeliaceae. Bases 83 to 688 code for a protein of 201 amino acids. Gene Ontology annotation, cellular component: chloroplast thylakoid membrane; thylakoid.
ACCUUAAACGAUAAUCCCAAUUCACAAGGACCGUAGCGACUCCUCAUUAGACGCUUCCUUUUACCUCGUCCCAGGCUCAAAAAUGGCGUCCUCAUCCCCUCUACGCGCCCUCCCCUCUCUCCCUCACCGUCGCCUCUUCGUCCCCAAUCCCCCUCUCCUCCUCCCUCCGCGAUCAACCCCUUCGCUCCCUCACGCAAAAACCCUACUCUCCCGAUCGAAGCAAGGGCUGUGUUUCUCCGGGGCGGAGUGGCCGAAGUCGACGUCUUCGGAGGAGACGACGGCCACUGUGGCCGUGUCGAACAAGUUUGGGAACGACGAGGCGCCGGAGAAGAUCGAGAAGAGCUCGUAUGGAGGGGGAUUUGGGGAAGAAUCGUCCCCUAAUAUGGGUGAUGGGGAGGAGAAUCCGAGUGGUAACUUUUUGGAUCAGCUUAAUCUAAAGUUGGACAUGGGAGACACAUCCAGCAUCCUCAUCUAUGGAACCACUGCUUUGGUUGCUCUGUGGAUAUCGUCAGCCAUUAUUUCUGCUAUUGAUUCUCUCCCUGUGUUUCCUAAAGUGAUGGAAAUAGUAGGCCUUGGCUUCACCAUUUGGUUCAGCUCUCGCUAUCUGAUCUUCAAGAGCAACAGGGAUGAAUUGUUCGCCAAAAUUGAUGAGCUCAAACAGCAGGUAUUCGGGACAGAUGAUAAAUAGCAACAUUCUAUAUGGUUAGUUUGAUGAAAUUUUCUUGCUAAAAAGAUGAUAGAGUUGUUAGUCUCUUGCUUGUUAAUCUAGUUAGUUUUGUACUUCUGUAGUUAUUUAUAUGGAAUUUUUGUAUCCAAUUUGGGUAUGUGAACUCUAUUUUUGUAUCCAAUUUGGGUAUGUGAACUCUUGAUUAAUAUUUUUAGCAAAUUUCUUUCGGUGGUAUUUCUUUUUCA